AUGAAGCUUACUGGGACUAUCCUUAAACUGGAGUGCACUCAUGGCAGCACAGAGACUAAACUGUUAAACAACAUGAUGCUGGUUCCUCUACGAGCAAAUAAAACAGUAGUGUCAGCAUCCUCCUCAUCCCUGUCAGGGACCGAUGGCGCGAAGACUCAAUGCUCCAUAUGUGCAGACAGAGCCACAGGUAAGCAUUACGGUGCACCCAGUUGCGAUGGCUGCAAGGGCUUCUUCAGGAGGAGCAUUCGCAACAACCACACUUACAGCUGUAGGUUCGACAGGCAAUGCAUUGUGGACAAAGACAAAAGGAACCAGUGCCGCUACUGCAGACUACGAAAGUGUUUCAAGGCCGGAAUGAGAAAGGAAGCUGUUCAGAAUGAGAGAGACUGCAUCAACAGUCAGAGAGCCAAGGAGCAGACAGUGGGCACUUUGUCCAUCAGUGUGCUGCUGCAGGCAGAGACCACUGUUCAGCAGUUCCCAGCACUUCUAUCUCCUAGGAGCCAUGACAUCACCACCAAGAAGACAGCAGGCGUAGGGGAGGUGUUCGAGUCCAUGAAGCAGCAACUCCUCCUGCUGGUGGAAUGGGCUAAACACAUCCCAGAGUUUUGUAGCCUUCCAAUAGAUGACAGGGUAACCCUUCUACGAACCCACUCUGCAGAACAUCUUAUCUUAGGGGCAGCAAGACGCUCACUGCCUUACAAUAAUGUCAUUCUUCUAGGUAAUGACUUUGUGAUCCCACUGAGAGGUGCAGAAGUAGAGAUAUCCAGAGUGGCAUUCAGAAUUCAAGAGGAACUGGUCAAACCUCUCAGAGAGCUGGUCAUCACAGACAAAGAGUUUGCUUGCCUCCGGACGAUUGUCUUCUUUGCCCCAGACUGUUCGGGACUGAAGAGUCCUCAGGUGGUUCGACAUCUCCGUUUCCAGGCCCAUCUUCUCUUAGAAGAAGCAACAUGUGAGCAGCGAGGAAGGUUUGGGGAACUCCUGCUGAUCCUGCCUCCCCUGCAGAGUGUGGCCUGGCAGAUGGUUGAGACUCUUCACUUAGCACAGCUGCUUGGCGAGGCCAAAAUGGACAGCCUGCUGCAGGAAAUGUUGCUAGGGGAGGGAACUGAAACGGGACAAGGAGUCUGUACAGGUAGUCCUGUGCCUGCAGGAAAUGGCCCUACUCAAGACCAGCAGAAUGACCUGAAUGCUUCACCUGCGACCUUCCCAUCUGUGAUCUGUCAUGCUUCAAUGGGUGAGUAUUGA
Pelmatolapia mariae (spotted tilapia) is the source of this 1242-nucleotide messenger RNA. RefSeq names its product hepatic nuclear factor 4, beta (gene hnf4b). Gene Ontology annotation, biological process: anatomical structure development; cell differentiation; positive regulation of transcription by RNA polymerase II. NCBI's taxonomy places the organism in Eukaryota, Metazoa, Chordata, Actinopteri, Cichliformes, Cichlidae. The transcript is spliced from 9 exons. Gene Ontology annotation, molecular function: nuclear receptor activity; zinc ion binding; RNA polymerase II cis-regulatory region sequence-specific DNA binding. Bases 1 to 1242 code for a protein of 413 amino acids. The record is from RefSeq and is a predicted model, not a curated record.